UUGUAGAUAAAUAAUUCCAGAAAUCUAUAAUAUUAAAAAUGGCAUCAAAAAAGAACGCCUCACUCAAGAGGAUUACUAAAGAACAUGGUGAUUUGCAAAGGGACCCACCAGUCGGAUGCUCAGCAGGGCCCGAGGACGAAGAGGACAUGUAUAUCUGGCAAGGAUCUAUAACUGGACCAGAGGAUUCACCAUAUGCUGGAGGAGUAUUCUUUUUAAAAAUAGAAUUCCCAGGGGACUACCCAUUCAAGCCUCCAAAGGUACAAUUCACAACUAAGAUCUAUCAUCCAAAUAUUAACUCUAACGGGUCUAUUUGCUUGGAUAUCUUGAAGGACCAAUGGAGCCCAGCUCUGACCAUUUCUAAGGUUUUAUUGUCGAUUAGUUCUCUCCUGACGGAUCCAAAUCCUGACGAUCCUCUGGUUCCUGAGAUUGCAUCUCUCUACAAGUCAGACAUCGAUGCUUACAAUGAGAAAGCAAAGGAGUGGACCAACACUUAUGGAUAAGCAGCCAACGAUGUGUAUUGGGAGCCAGGACUAGAUACCAAAGCAGUGAUUAUUGUUUGGCGCUUCCUAAUUACUAUUACAAUUGAAUAUAACUGUCUUCCCACGGGGAUUGCCCAGCUCUUUUAUAUGUGCAAAGAGAGGCAUUUAUGUGGCAUUGGGGAAUUUGGGUCGUUUAAGGGAUUUUUGAAGGAAAAUCUGUUGUGAAUCUAUCAAUCCCUUCCUGACUCCAUCA
Molecule: messenger RNA, 732 nt
Organism: Moneuplotes crassus
Lineage: Eukaryota; Ciliophora; Spirotrichea; Euplotida; Euplotidae
Source: the annotation of a GenBank genome assembly